AUGUAUGAUAUUUAUGCCUAAGCGUAAUCUUGAUUAUAUUGUAAAUAAGCAUUAAUAUCAUAAGACUAACUGGGAAAGACCUCUUUCCUGGAGUCAAAAUCAAUUUAUUCCUGAUACUGAAUAAUCAAUAAAAAAUUGAUCUAACUCCUUUAUAAAUGAAAAAAAAUGACCAAAGUGUCAUUUAGUUAAAUCAAAAAUUGCCUAGAAAAAGAUCCUAAAAAAAGAGUUUAUACUAGUUCUUGUUUAAAAGGAGAAGUUAUUUAAAAGUUCCCUCUAUAAAAGGAAUAGGAAUUUAAAUUUAGUAAACCACUGUUUAAAAAAAUAAUUUUCUCCUUUGCUUGAAAAAAUUUUAGACUACAUAAUUUUAAAUUAUUUAAGCAAUCACACAAAUAAUAAGUUGA
This is a messenger RNA of Paramecium pentaurelia, 401 nucleotides long. NCBI's taxonomy places the organism in Eukaryota, Ciliophora, Oligohymenophorea, Peniculida, Parameciidae. The record is from the annotation of a GenBank genome assembly.